CUGUCCCAGAAUUUCCUGACAGGUAUAAUAGAUUCUUCUUCAUUUAUUUUUAUUAUUUGUUUCCCCUAAAUUCAGUUAUUUAUUUGUGAAUGCACAAUGCGUUCAUAUUAUUUAUGUAGUGCACUUUAAUUCUGGUAAAUCUUCAUACGGCAGGAAAGGGGCGGGGCUUUAUUUUACGUCACUGCCGUCUCACCUGUGCUGCAAUCUUUCUAGAAAAAAUAUUCAGAGCCACGUUCUUCCUAAGUUUUAUCAGACGCUGUAGAUCACAGAGGGAGACAAAUAUGAGAACGAUAUUCUUGCUUAUCUUGUUAUGCUCUUUUAGAAAAUCGACAGCCAGUCACUGGAUGCAGUAUGUCACUGCCAUCACACCAGAAAUCAACUCCACAGUUGGUAAACUGGAUGGUGAGCAGUUUGUGUGCUACCAGAGUACAAGGGUAAUAUCAAAAGCUCAGUGGUUAGAGAACAUCCAUAAUGAUGUCCCAGAUUACUGGAAAAAUGAGAAGAACCGCAUAUGGCGUGAAAAUGAGGACCUCCAACAUCAUCUAAAUCAAAUAGUGGAACACUUUCAUGAUAUUAAAGGUAAUCAUACACUACACAGGACGCAUAGAUGUGAACUUGAUGAUAACGGCACCCAGAAAGGUUUCAUUGGAUUCUCUUACGAUGGGCAAGAUUUCAUCAUUCUGAAUCUGACUACUGGAAACUGGACUGCAGCUAAUGACCGAGCUGAGCGCUUUUUAAAGAACUGGGAAUCUGCCAUAACUGAGUCCAUUCACUGGAAGCACCACCUGAACACCUGCAUUGAAUGGUUAAGGCUGUUGCUGGAACUGAAAGACAGUCACAUGCUGCAAAACCUCACUCCCAUCACACCAGCAAUCGACUCUACUAGUGGUCAUCUGGUUGCUGAUGUGCAGUUGCUGCUGUUGUGCACAAACGCCACAAAGAUCCCAGAGACGGAUGCUGGUAAAGGAUCAGAUGGACGACCAGAUUUGCCAUUAUUCACUAUCUUUGGUGUCAUCGUUCUCUUUCUUGUCGCUGCUGCUGCCUUAUUCUGCAUGAAGUGGAAAAAGAAAAAUGGAGACAUUCUAUUGAAAGAUUAUUUACAGAAUGUGAAUUUUAACAACUGUCCUUUCAAGACCCGUCUUUCAGACUUCACAAGUGUUCCAGUCGAACCCUCCUUUGAAGAUUGAAGCCAUCAUCGACUGCUAUUUCUGUUCAUCAGUGUCCAUUUGGAGUAACUCAGUUUAUCAGUAGUAGGUGAUUUAAUCAUGUCUUAAAGAUGAAGCUUUUUAUUAUGAAACUUGAUGGUCCUGUCAUCCUGAGGUCAGUAUUUGGGCAGUAGGUGAGAGAAAUAACUAAAAAAAAAUUGGUAUUGACUCUUAUUGUCACUGUUAUCAUGCUGGUAUAGUAUAUUCGUCGGUGUGCAAUUACCGACUUCCACUGACAUGGUAGUUGUCAAUGGUGUGUGUUGCUGGUACAAAUAUAGACAAAAAGUAAAAACUUUGGAUCGUUUGGAUUGGAUUAUUAUUCACACGUGUGCUACAGAUGCAGUACAUAGAGUUUGAAUGUUAGACUGAAUUUUAUUUUUAUUUUUUUUUAAACCUUAGAGUUUUCUGUGAAUGUGUUUGGCACUGUGCUGUCUGUUCUGCUGGUGUGUGUGGGUGUGUGAGAGAGAGACUAGUACAAGUGGAUCAGAUACAGCAGUAUUUGCUGAUAGUUAUGACACAUUUUAUUGCUGUUUUACGGCAGAUUAUUUAUGUGAUAUGAAUGGACCAAGUGACAUUGCACUGAGUAAAUGAAUUAUUGUUCAUUUCAUUAAGGACAAAUUUACAUAUUUACUAAUGUUAUUACUCUAUAUUGAAAAUGAAGUGACAUUUAUGUAUUUAUAAACCAGGACAUUUCUCUGAGUGCAAAUGUUUGCAUAGCCUCAAUAAUAACAGUUUUCAGAUAAGAGUUUUCAGACAUUUUCCCCAAUUUCUUUUCCCCGAUUUACUGCCAAUUCCCAAAUCCCCAGCCUCCUCUAUGCUAUUCUGUAACAACCAUCAACAGGAGCUCAUAUCCAUGAUUACUUUUGAAACUAGUUGUAACAUCCACCAUGAUUCCUCUCCAGCCAGUGGUGGACUAAGACAAUAAUUCCGGCAUGGAAUUUGACUCCAUCCCAGGCCACCUUCGCUUGGCCACCUUCUCAACAACAACAAAAAAACAUUCGAAGUAUCUGGAGGAUUUUUAAACAUCACAUUUAAGACUUUUUAAAGACCUUUUUGAGAGCUUCAAAUUAAAAGGUGAAAUCACCGUUAAUGUAUGAUUUUCAAUUUUAUGAUUUGGAUUUUGGAUACUGUGUUUAACUGUUUUUUUUUUUAUCCUGAUGCCUGUUUUUCACACCCAUAUAUUCUGCUUACUGUUUUGGAUUAAUCUGCCCUGUGUUUUUGCACUGCACAUGGAUCCUUCUGGUGUCCCCUUGUGUUAGUUUUGAAACAUAUAGUUUUUCUUUUUUUUAAAGCAACAACAGGAGGAGAUACAAACUUUUGCACUCAGCUGGGCAUUGUUAUGGAAGUGUUUCCAUAUAGUGUUUUCUGCAGAGCAACAUUUAUAUAUAUAUGAGACUCUUUCAUCUUGAAGGAAAUGUUUGGUGUAACUGAAGUAUAAUAAAUUACCUACUGCUUAAAAGAAUGCACUUUGUUACCAGAUAGGAUUUAUAUUAUUUUUUUGUACUAUAUUACUGGUAAAUUGCCUGAUGAACAUGAAUAUUAAGAAUAUAAAGCAUAUUUGUUUGCUUCUAUGUUAUUAACAAAAAACCUGCAUACCAA
Messenger RNA from Tachysurus fulvidraco (yellow catfish), 2804 nucleotides. RefSeq names its product DLA class I histocompatibility antigen, A9/A9 alpha chain-like. Gene Ontology annotation, biological process: immune response. The coding region runs from base 282 to 1187 and encodes 301 amino acids. Gene Ontology annotation, cellular component: external side of plasma membrane. Lineage: Eukaryota; Metazoa; Chordata; Actinopteri; Siluriformes; Bagridae. The record is from RefSeq and is a predicted model, not a curated record. The transcript is spliced from 7 exons.